GUCCUCGCGUUGACAAUGGCGACCCUGUUAGAUUUCUUUAUUGAAUGCGUUCGAUUCAUCAGUUCAAAGACAAGCGCUUCGUGUUUAGGUGUUGAAAGCGAACAUGGAGAAAUCGCCUCCUCGUCCACCUCUGCUCCUGCUCGGUUUUGUUGACCAAGCAAUGCGACGGUUCUCUUCCUGAAAAGUAAACGGAGGAGGAGGAGGAAGACGAGACCCACGAGGCGAUUCCCAUGGCCGCGUGAGCCCUUUGCUUGCUCUCUGUCGCGCGCGCGCGCCGGUUCUUUGGAUUGCCGUUUCUGGGUGUUCGUCUACUGCCGUCGUUGGGUCGUUCUUGGAACCGAACGCGUGCUUCGCGAGAUGGACCAUCGCGCUGGUUCGUCGUCCUACAAUGCGUCUCCGUGCGGUUCUCCGACGAGCGGCGGCCGGGGGCCGUCGGUCAUGCAGAGGCGGCUCACGAGGCAGAGGAAGCUCCGGUACGCGACGGACGACGAGGUCGGGUUGGUCCAGGUGGGCUGCCUCUCGCGGUCGACGCCGGUGUCGCCCGAGUCAACGCCGGAGCUGCGGUCGCCGGGGAGGUCCGAGCGCCGGUGCUCGACGGCGGUGCCUCAACCGUUGCCGUUGCCCGAGAUGGCUUCUUUGCGGAUAGCGCCGGAUAGAAAUGGAUUGACCGAGGAAGGACCCGGCUCCGAGGUAGGGAGGAAGAACAAUGGUCAUGUCUCCCCAAAAUCAGCUAAACCUUCAACAUGCUACAAAAGGGGUUUCUUGCAAGACUUGAGCUUGGACAAUCACAACUUGCGGAUCAAUAUCCCAGCCAGGAGCGCUCCAGCUAGUAGUCUGUCAAGUCCUUAUCUUAGCCCGCAUAAUCCAGCUACCGGGUACUUUCUUUCCUGUAAAUCGCCAGUUCCAGACGGUUGGUCUACUUUCAAAGGUCAAACUCUAACCUUGCCGAAGUCUUUGGGUCAUCUUUCGCCACUUCAAAGCCCGACUUCAAGAACUCCUGGCCCGAACCCCAAAAGUCCAAGUGGUACUGCAACAUGGUAUCAACACAAAUCUCUUUCCGAGAUUUCUAUGGGUCAGCAUGAAAGCAUCUCUUAUAUCAAUGCCCAUCCAUUACCUCUUCCCCCUUCAACGUCAAAUAUCAGCCAUGCCGCAGAAAGGCAAAACGUGGCAUCCAUGACAGGUCAGUGGCAGAAAGGGAAACUUAUUGGACGUGGUACAUUUGGGAGUGUUUACGUUGCAACCAACAGAGAAACAGGAGCUUUAUGUGCAAUGAAAGAAGUUGACCUAAUAAUGGACGAUCCUAAAUCUGUUGAAUCUGUGAAGCAGCUGGAGCAGGAAAUCAGAGUUCUUAGACAGUUCAAGCAUCCAAAUAUAGUGCAAUAUUAUGGUAGUGAAAUUGUUGAUGAUCACUUCUACAUAUAUUUGGAGUAUGUCUAUCCGGGUUCAAUUAACAAAUAUGUCCGUGAACAUUGUGGAACUAUGACUGAAUCAGUUGUUCGCAAUUUCACUCGUCACAUUUUAAAUGGGCUUGCUUAUUUGCACAGCAAACGCACCAUUCACAGGGAUAUAAAAGGGGCAAAUUUACUUGUUGAUGCCACUGGUGUAGUCAAGCUUGCUGAUUUUGGGAUGGCAAAACAUCUCACAGGACAGGUUUCCAUUCUCUCUCUGAAGGGUAGUCCUUAUUGGAUGGCUCCAGAGAUCCUGCAGGGAUCUAUGACAAAGGAGAAGACAAGUCCUGAGAUGGCUUUUGCUGUUGAUAUAUGGAGCGUUGGUUGUACAGUCAUCGAAAUGCUGAACGGAGUGCCUCCUUGGGGUGAACUAGAAGGGCCUCAAGCGAUGUUCAAAGUUUUGAACCGAAGCCCUCCCAUACCAGAGAAGCUAUCAUCAGAAGGAAAGGAUUUCCUACAGUGUUGCUUCCAAAGAAAUCCAGCGCAGAGACCCUCAGCUAAGGAGCUGCUACAGCAUCCUUUCUUGAGAAACUCUCCCAAUCAAAAUGGUUCAAGCUUUAGACCACUUUGCCAACUCAAAUGGAUGGCACGAAGAUGACAAAUGACCCCUUGGUAUGCAAAUGGCGAGUACUUCUUUGAGAUACUCCCCGGUACAUGAUAUAAUGCAGUUAAAUCUGCGCCGUGACCUUUUCUGCUUGCGUCUUACAUAAAGAGUCACCCUAUUCCUCUUGUACCAUAGCUUCAUUCUCAUCCAUUCUUUUGGUGACUGACCUGGUUCAGCGAUUAACAGAAAAAAAUUAGUAUGGCACUAGCAAUACAAAUCUCGUGAUCCAGUGUGAUCUGCACAGUAAAGAGUUGUCGAUGAGGCUACUAACCCGACACAUAAAGUGCUGUCGAAUUUAAAUCUUGCUAUACAGGACUUCAAGUCCUUGGACCGGAGUAUAGCUCGUAAUUGAUUGGGAUGUGUCUUUUUUGCCUCAUUUGAAGGAGGAUAGCUCUGUUUGGGAAUCAAAAUGACCGAGGAUCAAGAACCUUGUCUUUCAUCCAUCAUGAGGGAGCAACUAAAGCAGAAAGAAUCACGGAUUAGCAUGGUGAUUCUGAGUCCUGAAGGUGCUACAAAAUCUGUUGAGAUAGAGAGAGAGAAAGAAUAGGACAUUUGAAAUGUGCUGGAUAAUUUCGUAGCAAGCGAAUUCGUUCGAGGCAAAUUAUGCUCCUUUUCUUCUUAUGAACUGAAAAAUUACUUGCAUUCAAUCUCCUUUUCAUGUAUUCUUCUAA
This is a messenger RNA of Syzygium oleosum, 2723 nucleotides long. Its product is annotated as mitogen-activated protein kinase kinase kinase 5-like. Gene Ontology annotation, molecular function: protein kinase activity; ATP binding. The transcript is spliced from 11 exons. Gene Ontology annotation, biological process: protein phosphorylation. The coding region runs from base 358 to 2046 and encodes 562 amino acids. NCBI's taxonomy places the organism in Eukaryota, Viridiplantae, Streptophyta, Magnoliopsida, Myrtales, Myrtaceae. The record is from RefSeq and is a predicted model, not a curated record.